Messenger RNA from Charadrius vociferus (killdeer), 2214 nucleotides. RefSeq names its product chondroadherin-like (gene CHADL). The record is from RefSeq and is a predicted model, not a curated record. Lineage: Eukaryota; Metazoa; Chordata; Aves; Charadriiformes; Charadriidae. Gene Ontology annotation, molecular function: protein binding. Gene Ontology annotation, cellular component: extracellular matrix. The coding region runs from base 1 to 2214 and encodes 737 amino acids. The transcript has 4 exons.
AUGAGGCUGUCCUGGGGGCUCCUCCUGCUUGUGGCAGCCCUGAGGCUGGGGGGAAUGGCUGCCCCCCGCUGCCCCCUGCCCUGCAUCUGUGACAACCUCCGUGCCCAUGUCCUCUGCCUCAACGGGAACCUGACGGCUGUCCCCGACACCAUCCCGCAGCUCACCAAAAAACUGGAUCUUCGGGGCAACAGCUUCACGGUCAUCCCGGUGGCAGCCUUCCUGGCCACCCCAUACCUCACACACUUGGACCUGCAGCGCUGCAAGGUGGAGAGGCUGGAGGAAGGGGCUUUCCGGGGGCUGGGGAGGCUGGUCUACCUCAACCUGGCCUCCAAUGGCAUAGCCCUCCUCUACCAGGAGUCCCUGGAUGGGCUGUCCUCCCUCCAGCAGCUCAUACUAGAGGGGAACCGCAUUGAAGAGAUCCAGCCAGGUGCUUUUGGCCAUCUGGGGUCACUCACUGUCCUUGACCUGAGGGCAAAUGCCUUGGUCUACCUUCCGGACAUGGUCUUCCAGGGUCUGCAGGUCCUCAGGUGGCUCCGGCUGUCCCACAACGCUCUCCACGUACUGGGCAGUGAGGCCUUUGCAGCUCUGCCCGCCCUGCGCAGGCUGAGCCUGGACCACAAUGAGCUGCAGGCGCUGCCUGGGGAUGCCUUGGCCAGGCUGGAUGGGGCUACCCGGCUGGACCUGGGCCACAAUCCCAUCACCUAUGUGGCCGAGGAGGCCCUGGCCAUGGCCUCCCUGAAGCACCUCUUCCUGGACCAUGCCGCCCUCCAGGAUGUGGCGCCCGACGCCUUUGCCCGCAGCCCACAGCUGCGCACGCUGGACCUCCGUGAAAACCAGCUGCAGGGGCUGCCGCCUCUGGCCGGGGCUGGAGGGCUGGCAAGGGUCAGCCUGGCUGGGAACCCCCUGCUCUGCUCCUGCCUCCUGCGCCCCUUCCAUAACUGGCUGGCACAGGCGCGGGUGCAGGCAGAGGGGUCCUGCACUGCACCCCCUGCCCUCCGGGGCCGGCCCCUUGACUCCCUGAGACCCCCCGAAAUGAGAUGUGGCCGCUUCCAGCCACCCCCCAGCCCUGCUGUGCCGUCAGAGCAGCCAAGGGCAGCUGGCAGCAGGCAGUGCCCCCGGGGGUGCACCUGCUCCCCUGAUUUCCAUCAUGGGUCCUGUGAGAACAGGGACCUGCAGGACAUCCCCCAGGGCUUCCCCGGUGACACGCGCCUCCUCGACUUGCGCCGAAACGCCUUCAGAACGGUGCCACCAGGCGCAUUCCCCGGUCUGAAGGAGCUGGUGUCCCUCCAUCUGCAGAGCUGUGGCAUUGGGGUGCUGCACCCCGGGGCGCUGCGGGGGCUGAAGAGCCUGGUCUACCUCUACCUCACCGACAACCGCCUCUCUACUUUGGCAGCUGCUGCCUUUGAGGGGGCCCCGCAGUUGGCCUAUCUCGACCUGGACCGUAAUGCCUUCACCCACUUACCCUCGGGCACCUUCCAGCUCCUGCCCAACCUCAUCUCCCUCCACCUGCAGCACAAUGCCAUCAAGGAGCUGGUGGAGGGCGACCUGGCCAGAGCCAGGGGGCUGCGCUGGCUCUACCUCACUGGGAACGCCAUCAGGCACAUUGCCCCCGCCACCUUAGCUCCUGCCAAGAUGCUGGAGAAGCUGCACUUGGAUGGAAACCGCCUGGUGGAGGUGCCCACAUCAGCCCUGUGGGGUCUGCCUGCCCUGAGCGAGCUGAAGCUGUCCCGAAACCCCAUCAAGCGUGUGGGGGAUGGUGCCUUCCUGCCGGUGGCCUCCAGCCUGCAGCAUCUCUACCUGGACAACAUGGGCCUGGAGCAGAUUUCCCCUGGUGCCUUCGCUGGCCUUGGUCCCAAGAUCAGAAGCCUCUACCUGGAGAGCAACAAAAUGAGCAACAUCCCUGACAUGAGCAACUUCACAGGGCUGGAGAUCCUCAACCUGAGGGAUGUGCCUUUCCACUGCGACUGCCAGCUCCUUCCCCUGCACAGGUGGAUCAACAAACUCAACCUCCGUGUCGGGGCCACUUGCAGGUCCCCUGCAGAAGCCCGGGGGCUGAAGGUGAAGCUUUCCAUGACUUUCCAAACCUGCCCUGGCUGGGGACGAGGCAAGGCUGGGGGAGCCAUUCCCGACAAGACCAAGGCUGCAAACAAGCCCAGCAAGAAAAAGAGAUCAGGAAAAUCACCAGCCAGAGGCUUCAAGAAGAGCAGAGCUUAG